This is a messenger RNA of Exophiala dermatitidis NIH/UT8656, 1182 nucleotides long. RefSeq lists its product as uncharacterized. Gene Ontology annotation, biological process: mRNA splicing, via spliceosome; regulation of alternative mRNA splicing, via spliceosome. Gene Ontology annotation, cellular component: nucleoplasm. Lineage: Eukaryota; Fungi; Ascomycota; Eurotiomycetes; Chaetothyriales; Herpotrichiellaceae. The record is from RefSeq and is a predicted model, not a curated record. Gene Ontology annotation, molecular function: N6-methyladenosine-containing RNA reader activity; mRNA binding. The transcript is spliced from 2 exons. The coding region runs from base 1 to 1182 and encodes 393 amino acids.
AUGAGCCUGAGAGAUUAUUUCAGCGAAGCGGCGGGCCAGGAUCUCCUCAGCAUCUCGUACAACCCGGACGCCAAAUAUGCGUUUGUCAACUUCAGCACCGAAUCGUCGCGACUCCGUGCCAUUGAGCAUGCUGCCUCGCAACUCUUUGAGGGCCGACGGCUGGACUGUCGCAUCCGACAAGACGCCACUUCCAGAUCGACCAAAGUCAACUAUGGGCUCAAACAAAUGGACAAACGGUCCAUCGCGAUAUCCUGCGAGCAUCCCAACGACCCUUUACAGGAUGCCGAACAGUUGUCUCAUUUUCCCGAGGCCGACCGAUCGCAAUUCGGAAAGAAGAAAUAUUUCAUCAUCAAGAGUGGUUCGCUGGAUGCGCUUUCGCAAAGCCUCGAGUCGGGCCAGUGGUUCAUUCCUAAUCGACAUGUCAAGCGACUGAAUCAUGCGUUCCAGACAGCUGAGCGAGUAUACUUUAUAUUUUCGGUCAACGGGUCACGCCAAUUCUUCGGCUACGCCAGUAUGAAAUCGGAGAUUCAGCCCUCCACCGAAACAUCCUUCCGAUCCAACGACGUGCAUCGCGCGCCGGCUGCCAUUGAGCAAACCUCACAGUUCAGUCCUGUUGAACCAAAGAGGGACUUAAGCCUGGUAUCCCGGUCUCGAACGUACUCGCUGGCAUCAUCCGACUCAUCAGCCGGGUCAAUUUACUACGAACCCGAACGCCGGAGGGUCAUCUGGGAAGCAGCCCAUCACGACCUGGACCGCAGUACUAUCCCUUACGAGCCUGCAAGCCCGCAAUCAACAUCUCAAUCGCCCUUGGCCACUGAGCCGCAAAAUGUGGCUCCUUGGUCAACCAGCAUGCCGACCACGAGGGUCUCUCCACCAGGUGGUCAGGCCGUCAGCUUCUUCUCCCCAUUCUCGCCCUUUGACGACCCAAGAUCUGAAGCUGUUCCUCGCUCUGACCUCGUCCCAUUCAGCAGUCCCUGUCCAGUCAAGUGGCUGUCCGUCAACAACAUUUCGUUCGAUUCCGUUCGAGGCCUGACGAAUGCCUGGAACGGCAAUAAGGACAUCUAUGUCGCGCGGAACGUCACCGCCGUCGACCCCAGUGCUGCUGCGGUACUGCUACAGCUGUUUCAAGCUGGCAGUGCUGAAAGUCGACCGCCAGCCCAAAGGUCUUGGUCUCAUGGCUGA